AUGUCAGUGUUUUCCAGCGGCCUCGCUUCUCGUUUCCAAGCGUCAUUCGAUCGUGUACCACAUGUAGUAAUCGGCAAGGCAGUUCCUCACGUGCAUUUUGCAUUCUACGUCCGAUGUCUGUCGAUGAAGUCCAGGCUGGUUGUUCUCAAGGAUUUGCAUGGAAGCGCUGCUUCUGUUAGACGUUUAAAUGCGAGCGAGCAACCUGAUGCCAAUAAGCCGAACCUUCCACCAUUCUUUCCGACAACACUCCCCCAUCAUAUUCAUGGUGUACCGAAGCUCUUCCAUACUCUUUUGCCAAUUCCAAUAGUACAGGGCAGGUGCAUUCGGGGCUCCACCGGUUACAUGCGAGGUUAUUCACGAGGUUAUUCGCGAGGUGAACUCAAUGGCCUCGACAGUCGCCGCAAGAUUCGGAAAACCGUCGUAACUCGGAAGUUCUUUGUAUCUGAGUGCUCCAAAAAGAUCACGAAUCAGAUUCACCUUGAGAUGCUUCAACCGCCGAAACUGGCGUAA
Messenger RNA from Colletotrichum paranaense, 510 nucleotides. RefSeq lists its product as uncharacterized. Lineage: Eukaryota; Fungi; Ascomycota; Sordariomycetes; Glomerellales; Glomerellaceae. The coding region runs from base 1 to 510 and encodes 169 amino acids. The record is from RefSeq and is a predicted model, not a curated record. The transcript is spliced from 2 exons.